UUAACAGUUUCUUUCUUUAUGUACUGCUGAUUAUGGUCUAGAGAGGACUUCCUGACAUUUGCCCCCUACUGAGUCAACAGAUUUGAUGCUUAUUUCAGAAACCUGCAUGGCUUCUUCAGACACCUGAUACCCUCUAGUGGUGUAAACAUACCAGUUAAGAUGGUGGCUUGAACACUGAAUUUCACCUGUUUCUCCUGCUGUGCCUCCCGGCUUUGAGGCUGGCUAACCUGUUUGACAGCAUGAGUGUCUCUACCUGCGUGGCAGGUUUUUUUCAGCUGUAAUUUUUGACAGUGUGUUGAGAUAUGUGAUCACUUUUGACAGUGUGUUGAGAUAUGUGAUCACUUGCCAGCCAACUCUUUGAUGUGGGGAGGACAAAACAUCUUAAACAUAAAUCAUGGACGUCCACAAUAAAACACUGCAGGAAUGACAGAAGAGAACAUGAACCCAGUCAGAAGUUAAGUCAUCUGACCUUGACUAUUUCCAUUUGAUGCUACUUUAGACUGGAACUCCACCACUUCUCAGCUAGAAAUGUUGUACUUUUGAUUCCACCACUUAUCAGACAUCUGGAGCUGCUUCAGAGAUUAAGAUUUUACAUGAAAAUCAUACUGUGAGUCAACAAAUACUCAGAUCUUUUACUUUCGAAAAAGUACCAAUACCACAUUAAAAUUAAAAGUUUUGCAUUUAUAAAAAAUUAAAGUUAAAAAAAAUAAUAAAAUAGAACACAGUAUAUUUAUCAAUAAUAACGCAAAUACAUAAUAUAGCAGCUUUACAGUAGUGUGUUAAUACACUGUGAAAGGGGCGAGUCUGUAUAAUGAGUAGUUUUUGUACUUAUGGUUCUUAAGUAGAUUUUGCUGAUGAUACUUAUGUAUGUGAAUGCAGGGCUGUACCGGUAACAGUAUUUUUACAGUGUGUCGUUAGUACUUAUGUGUACUUUUUCCACCACUGCCUAAAGACACACCCCCUGACCCUGCCUUCAGGACCAUCGAGGCAAAUAUGGUCGGGUGAACCAGACCAGAAGAGACCCCCGCCCCCCCUCCCCUGACCCACUCCUUACGCAAAUAAACCUUUAUACGUUAUGUGACUGCUUGGAUAGAGUCUGAACAUUAGAACCAGUAAACCAGAAAGUCCCCCAAACAGAAAGGGGUCUUUUGUGGACAUUAUCGACCACCAUGGCUUCCACUCCCUCCGCCUCUGCCUUGUCUGCUGUUCUCCGGUGCCGGGGGAAUCUCUGGACCAGAAAUCCGCAGACCAAGCGGCCUCCCUCCUCGGCGUACAGCCUCGGACUGGCCGGCGGGGCGCUGCGCGACUCGCCGGCUGAGCGCAACCGGGCAAACCAAGCGUCAGUGUGGGAAGCUUUUCUGCGGGGAGAGCGUGUUGUGGUGGGAGGAAGACUGACCGUGGAGUAUAAAUUGUGCCAUGUGGACGGUAAAAUUUUAAGAAAAAAAGAUUUCAGGGAAAUUAAUAACUUAUAUUGUUCAAAGCUUUCGUAUUCCUCAGAGGACGCGCAUUCAGCUGCGCCUGGUGUCCAAAACGCGCUGGUGCGUCAGCAGACUCACAAACUGACGUCUGACCUGCCCGGAAUAGAUAAAUGCUCUACAACGAUCCAAAUGAAUAAAUAUGCAGCACGUGUUUGUAAAAUGGUAUCUCUUAAGGAAGUCACUGAGUUCCCGGCUGGCGUUUUGAAAGUGUCCAUAACGGCCCCAUGCUUUAAGGAAAAUGCAGGACAAUCACCGUCUUUCGUCUUCACGGGCUGGUCAGCGCUGAAGAGCACCUGCUUAUCUUUGACCAGUCUGGUGUCAGAAUUUAUGUUCUUGAGGCUGGCCGUAUUGUGGAGGUCAAGCAGCAGCCUGGCGUGUGGCGAUGCGCCACAGCAUCUGCUGUGCCAACAACACGAGAAAAUCAUCGAAGUCGAUGCCCUGCAGGCAGAUAGACAGAUCCACAGUCCUACUGCCCUCACAUCUUCCAAGGACAACUCCGGCUGUGAACAGAAGCUCACAGAGGACAGACCAGACUGAGACAGAGUCCAAGGCUUCAGCACUGAAACUACACACUGUGAUCUAACCUUAUUUAUUGAUUUUUACUUGGCUUUCACAAUACACAUCAGGACUCUGACCCAGUGAUAAAAGAAAACAGACGGUUGUUUUUAGGGUAUAUCUUUUUACUUUUGCUUUAGUCCUCAAUGAAAAGUAAGUGAUACUAUAAUAAGUCAAUUGUACUUACAACUGUAGCCCUACCUUUUACUUAGGCAGCUCAAAUGAUGGCAGUAAAUUUUAUUUUUGAAUGCACCCUGUAUGUUUAGCACUUAAAAUAUUACAAACCAGAACUAUUCAAAUCAAUUCCAAGUAAAAACUGGAUACUGCAAAUGUGGUGGAAUAAUUGAAUUUUUUUUUUUUUUUGCUUACUCUUUCCUCUUUUGUCUUGAAGGUGCUUGCUUUUUUUUCAUGCAUUGGACUAAAAAUAUAGAGCCUCACAAACAUUCAGUUUCACUAACAUAAUUCCACUUAAGGAUGUAUUAAUGUCAUGUAUGUAAAGUAUUAAUGUCAUGAUUUCUAUCAUUGAAAUACAAAGGUGGAAAAAGUAAUUAAGAUCUUUCACUUAAGUAAAAGUGGCUACAAAUA
Molecule: messenger RNA, 2618 nt
Organism: Toxotes jaculatrix (banded archerfish)
Lineage: Eukaryota; Metazoa; Chordata; Actinopteri; Toxotidae
Exons: 2
Coding region: 1170-2015 (281 amino acids)
Source: RefSeq, a predicted model, not a curated record